Molecule: messenger RNA, 791 nt
Organism: Homarus americanus (American lobster)
Lineage: Eukaryota; Metazoa; Arthropoda; Malacostraca; Decapoda; Nephropidae
Gene: ND-PDSW
Product: NADH dehydrogenase [ubiquinone] 1 beta subcomplex subunit 10-like
Exons: 4
Coding region: 50-538 (162 amino acids)
Source: RefSeq, a predicted model, not a curated record
UUUAGGGUGAGAGUUGGUAACAGUGUUAGUCCCAGCUGUGUUGACCAAGAUGGGAGGUGGAGGAGAUGACUCACACAAUACCUUUAUUUCCUUCAUCCAAGCUGUCAGCAAUACCCUAGAUGCUCCCGUCACGUGGUUUAGGGAGUCCGUCGUCACCAAGAACCGGCCUCAGUACCCAUGGUAUCACCGCCAGUUCCGCCGCGUUCCCACCAUAGACGAAUGUUACACCGACGACGUAGUUUGUUUCAUCGAGGCUAACGAGCAGUUCAAGAGGGACAGGAUGGUUGACAAUGAAGUGCUGAACAUCCUGCGCCAACGACAAGAGGACUGCAUACUGUACGAGGCGACAGACCACAAGGAGAAGUGUGCUGGGUUAAUGGAGGUGUAUGACAAGGCUGCUGAGAAUUGGUUCAUCAAAUACGGUGACUUAGGUGUGUACGGGACCGUGGUCGACGCGUACAUGAAACAGAAACACCGGAUGAUAUGGGAGCGUCGCCACGGACCGGUCGGCUCUGGCAUGAAGGACUCACUGGCUUGAGACGCCCCCGUGUAGAUUGAUCAAACUGUCGGUAAUUAGUCUCUAACGAUUCAUAUCUUUUGUUGGUAUAUGUAAAAAAAAAGGAAUCCAGGUAAUUUAAAUUAUGGGUCUUUUAAAUUGUUACUGUUGGUAAGAAACUGUAGUUAUUGAUAGUUAUUGAUGAUUUACUCUAAGAGGAUGUUUGGGGCUUUCGUGAUGUAAAUUGUUAAAGUCAAGUUUUGAUGCCAAUGUUGUACAUAAAUAAUUUUAUUUA